AUGCCCAGCGCACUGAAAGCCCGGGCAGGGAAGCCCUCCGUGACGGAGAUGAAGUCGCAGCUGGCUGGGCUGCGAAAGCCCUUAGCCAGUACCAUGGAGGCGCUCUACUCCAAGUAUCACCAGAUUUGUCUCGCCGAGGAUCCGCCACUCCAGGAAUUGCCGGUGAAGGAGGAUGGCAUCAACUGGAAAGCCUUGAUCCUUAGUCUUCCCACACCUGAGAACACCAAGGUCUUAGGCUGCGGUAUCCGUCGGGUGCUCUUCAAGCGCGCCGACUGCAUCUACGAUGGCAUCUACCGCUUCCACGUCGAAAGGCGGGAUCUCACGCAAGCAAUGUUCGAGUUCCGGGACGCCUACGAUGACCCCUACCACCACUACAAGGACAAGUCGUUUAAGGAUGAUGUGGACACUGCAUUGCGUGCCGCCAUUCUUCCUCACAUCGUGCAAUUCAAAGAGCUGCAUUGCAAAGACAGUCAGAUGGAGUUGGUCUCACACAUCUCAGGCAUUGCACUGCCCUGGGAGAAAGCAGUGGUCCAACAUUUUCCAGUGACCUUUCGGGUUCUCUUGGACGCGUUUCUCAAUGAGAACCAGAUCGAGUUGGAAAGCAUCAAGUUGGAAUUCUGCGAAGACCACGGAUACAAGCUGAAAGAUCCAGUGCUUUUGGACAAGUGGCGGCUUUUCCAUCGGAGUCACGCGCAAUACCGCAUCAUCUCCACGGAUGAAGCCAUGGAGCAAGAGCAGAUUUUGAACCGACAUCACCCCGGGCCGGUGAAAAGGCCAGUGAAGGCCGGUGUCAAUACGGUUGGACCAUGGGUUGAUGAAGUGCAAAGGUCCGGGCAGCGGAUUCCACAGCACGGUACAUGUGCUACGGAUGCAGCCGCUGUGCAGGUGGCCCGUGUUUUGAAGGAAGCCAUCGAAGAGGGGAAGUCCAAAGCAGACUUGGAGGUCAUGGUCGAGUCGAGGUACCAGGACUCCGUGGUCCUUCUCCUGAGCUGUACUCCUCGCAUGGGCCGUGAUGAUGCGAUCGCUGGUGCCAUUUGCAUUGGUCAAGACAUCACUCGCAUGAAGGAGUUGGAUGUGAAGAGGUCCAACAUCGCAGCCACCGUGACGCAUGAGCUGAGGUCGCCCCUGCAUGGCAUCAUUGGUUUGAGUGAACAGCUGGUCUCCACAGGCGCUAGCGACACGUUGAAACGACUUCGCCUGAGGAUCAGCCACUGCGCUCGUCGCCUGCUCGACUUGGUCAUGAACAUCAUGGACCUGUCAACACUGGUGCAGAGCAAACGCUUGCGACUCGCGAGGGAUCCGGUGCAGAUGGGCAAACUCAUUGAGGAGGUGCAGGUGCUCCUAUCCUCCGCCGUAGACAAGGCGCCGUGGACACGGCGCCUCCUUCCAGAGGCAAAGCGCCCCAUCAAGAAGGACACGGUGCGGCUCAUCAUUGACGUGCCGGACCAGUUGCCUAUCAUCGAGGCGGAUGCCCACCGGUGCAUGCAGAUGCUCUACAACUUGGUGACGAAUGCCUUCAAGUACACCAAGGAGGGCGUGGUCGAGGUCAUGGCGCGGGCCGAUGACGCGAAGGAGAUCCUCACGGUGCACGUGAGGGACACCGGCCGGGACCAAGACGACAAUCGCCAGUUUGAGGGCAUGGGUUUAGGCUUGGCCAUCUCCCGGGAAGUGGCUGUGAAACACGGAGGCCCGUGGAUGGGUGGUGGACGCGUUUUUUUUCCAGCGCGGGACCAUGACAUGACCACGAUGACCACUGGGCAGAGAUGA
Messenger RNA from Durusdinium trenchii, 1767 nucleotides. The record is from the annotation of a GenBank genome assembly. Lineage: Eukaryota; Dinophyceae; Suessiales; Symbiodiniaceae.